AUGGACAUUAAUUUGUUUACUUCUAAAAUCCACGAUAUAAAAGGAAUACCACCUUAUGAAGGCUCAUCUAUCUAUCUAUCUAUCUAUCUAUCUGAACUACUGAUAUCUAUCUAUCUAUCUAUCUAUCUAUCUAUCUAUCUAUCUAGGGCCUGUUUCUUUCUUUCAUUCUUUCUUUCUUUCUUUCUUUCUUUCUUUCUUUCUUUCUUUCUUUCUUUCUAUUUAUCUAUAACAGCCUGUUUCUUUCUUUCUAUCUAUCUAUCUAUCUAUCUAUCUAUCUAUCUAUCUAUCUAUGCUAUAUCUAUACAUGGGACUAAACGGACAUCAUAUCUAUGGCAUACCAGAAUUAAGAGUAUCUACAGUGAUAGAUAUUGCAUAUUAGACUAUCUAUCUAUCUAUCUAUCUAUCUAUCUAUCUAUCUAUCUAUCUAUACGCAUAUCUUUAGCUAUUUAUAUGUAUCUACCGCUAGUGACUUUAUCUAUCUAUCUAUCUAUCAAAUACGCAUAUAAAGAUUUUUUUUACUUUUUUUAUACCUGGUGGAUAUUGCCAAAUAUUAGAAAAUCUAUCUAUCUAUCUAUCUAUCUAUCUAUCUAUCUAUCUAAUGGAUGUCAUAACAAGGGAGCUAACUCGCUCCCUAAAUGGAAACCAACUCAUGCGCUUUGA
Molecule: messenger RNA, 660 nt
Organism: Acanthosepion pharaonis
Lineage: Eukaryota; Metazoa; Mollusca; Cephalopoda; Sepiida; Sepiidae
Source: the annotation of a GenBank genome assembly